Molecule: messenger RNA, 1730 nt
Organism: Pogonomyrmex barbatus (red harvester ant)
Lineage: Eukaryota; Metazoa; Arthropoda; Insecta; Hymenoptera; Formicidae
Product: runt-related transcription factor 2
Biological process (GO): regulation of DNA-templated transcription
Cellular component (GO): nucleus
Molecular function (GO): ATP binding; RNA polymerase II cis-regulatory region sequence-specific DNA binding; DNA-binding transcription factor activity, RNA polymerase II-specific
Source: RefSeq, a predicted model, not a curated record
AAGAGAGAGGUCGAGAGAGGUAACGCUAAGGAAGAGCGGAGGCGCCAAGCUACCCUUCGCGCGAGCCAGGCAGCAGGCAGGCAGCCCCUUUCGUAAAGCACCCCCUAAGCCUGGUUAGGGGCGAAGGCGGCGAGCCGCGGAGGCCACAACACGACCGCCGUCCUCAUUGGUCGACGCGCUUGCCCUGGGUGGGGCUCCGGAAAAAUUGGAGGGGAGAAAAAUCCCCCCUAAAUAGCUGCGGCUACGGCUGCGAAAAACUAGAAUCCGCUCAGCCGGCAUCGAGUGCGCGUCGAUUUGCUAUAGCAUUUUACCAGUCCGUGGUACAAAGGUGCAGUCGGGCCGAACUGAAAUUCAAAUCGGAGGAUCACACAAUGGAAUUUUUUUUUCGCUGAGAAAGAGAAGCGGAAAGAAAUAAUAUGUGUUUGCUGUUGUUUAUUCGAAUGUGAUAGUGAUUUAUGAAAAAAGAAAAAAAAAAAACAGUGAUCGAUAGUGUUUACCAAACACAGUGUUUGCGUGUAGAAGUUCGAAUUGAUAAUUAAAGGAUAAUCGAGUCUCCUUUCCUACUAAACUUACCACUGGAAUUGGAUAAAAAAAUGCAUUUGCGGGACGGUCCGUUGGGAGUGGAUACUCUUAGGGCGCUCCACGAGUCCCUCAGAAGAUGUCACGGCGAGUUGGUGACGACAGGAAGUCCCACUAUCAUGUGCAGCACGCUACCGUCCCACUGGAGAUCGAACAAAUCUCUUCCGGUAGCAUUCAAGGUCAUAGCCCUCGACGACGUCGUCGACGGCACCCAGGUUACCAUUAAGGCGGGCAAUGACGAAAACUGUUGCGGAGAACUGAGAAAUUGCACGGCAAUCAUGAAGAAUCAGGUCGCCAAGUUCAAUGAUCUCAGAUUCGUCGGCCGCAGUGGAAGAGGAAAAUCAUUUACCCUUACGAUCCAGAUCAACACGACACCGUACCAAGUAGCCACGUAUGCCAAAGCUAUCAAGGUUACGGUAGACGGACCACGCGAACCGAGGUCCAAAUCGAAUUAUCAGUAUGGCGCCGGAUUUCACGGACUCACUACUUUACUCAAUCCUUGGCUGGAUGCUGCGUACUUUGGACCCUGGCACAUGCCGCAUCCUUUAGUUAAAGGAACGGUACCAUCGCCCCCCGAAUUGUUCAAUCCGGCGUUCUCGCCCAUUCUGACGUAUCCCUUCGAAUACGUCAACAAUUAUCCCGAUUACGCGGCGCUGACGACCAACACGUCGACGGCGAACGCGAUGACGCCGGUUCUGGCGAUCACGUCGAGCCCGUCGAGAACGCCGCCGAGUCCUAGCGAAUCUGGUAGCGAGUCCGCAACCGAGGAGGUCCGAAGUGCCUUCGUACCUCUUCGACACAAUACCCUACCGCCGAGCACAUCUUCAUCGUCGUCGCCAGACAGAAACCCCAAGAAGCCAGCCGAAGGCAGGAGAAACGAGUUGAAGGCACCCACCGCGCUUAUCUCCCAACGAUUGUCGCCAUCGCACGGGAGCCCGGCACCGACAAAGCUCUCAACGUCGUCUGCGAAAGUUUGGAGGCCAUAUUCGAAAUCGUAGAUCUAAUUAGCGGAAGUGACGACAUUUCGACGUAUUCCGGAAGAAGGCUAGUGAAAACGUAUCGCCGCGGUGAUAGACGGGAAAGGUUACAAUUAUGAUUAAUUUUAAUAAAUAAAAUUAACAUAAUUUACGACGGGUUUUAUAAAUUUUAUA